Triplophysa rosa is the source of this 4228-nucleotide messenger RNA. It is a transcript of the gene tle3a, whose product is annotated as TLE family member 3, transcriptional corepressor a. Gene Ontology annotation, biological process: negative regulation of canonical Wnt signaling pathway; regulation of DNA-templated transcription. Gene Ontology annotation, molecular function: protein binding; transcription corepressor activity. Lineage: Eukaryota; Metazoa; Chordata; Actinopteri; Cypriniformes; Nemacheilidae. Gene Ontology annotation, cellular component: nucleus; transcription regulator complex. The record is from RefSeq and is a predicted model, not a curated record. The coding region runs from base 549 to 2834 and encodes 761 amino acids. The transcript has 21 exons.
GUGUGGCACAGGGUUGCAUUGCUGGACGAAGGGGAAUGCUCGAGCGACGAAGAAGUACAACGUUACGCAUUUAAACCUUCCAAACCUUUUCAAAAUCGGAAGUACAUUUUCCGGCAGUGUUUUCUGGGGGAUUACGCGAACAUUUUCCCGUGCCGUGGAGUUUGGCGUUUAUUAUCGCUUUGCCUCGGACCUGCGCUCGGAGAGACACUCUCCUCGAGUCGCCGCUUUUUAUAGAGCGAGAGCGCGCACGGGAGAUGUUUCUUGCCGUUUGCGCUCACCGGGAACCGUUUCCUUCGCUCGAGUUAGAAAUUAAAGCGGUGAUUUACAUUUCAGAAGUUGUUGGCAGUUGCUGAAACGGUGGAAGCUGUUCGGCAGUUCGGACGCACAAAGACAGAGGGAAAGGGUUCGAGCGGCAAAGAUCUGAGAGCAGGAGGAUUUUGCCCCCCAGCGUCCAGUGGGCUUCGUGUCCGGCUGAUUGUUUUGUCGGGUACAGUGGACUGGACACCCCCGCCAAAGAGAGCUCCAGUAAAUAAAGGAUACAUUACAAGAUGUAUCCACAGGGCCGGCAUCCGGCGCCCCACCAGCCUGGUCAGCCAGGCUUCAAAUUCACAGUGGCAGAGUCCUGCGACAGGAUCAAAGAUGAAUUUCAGUUCCUGCAAGCCCAGUAUCACAGUCUCAAAGUGGAGUACGACAAACUGGCCAAUGAGAAGACAGAGAUGCAGCGCCAUUAUGUUAUGUACUAUGAGAUGUCCUAUGGGCUGAACAUUGAAAUGCACAAACAGACUGAGAUUGCCAAAAGGCUCAAUGCGAUUCUAGCCCAGAUUAUGCCUUUUCUGUCACAAGAGCACCAACAGCAGGUAGCACAAGCUGUUGAACGUGCUAAGCAGGUGACAAUGACAGAGUUGAAUGCCAUCAUCGGGGUACGUGGACUUCCCAAUCUGCCUCUCACCCAGCAGCUCCAGGCUCAGCACCUCUCUCAUGUUGCCCACGGUCCUGUGGCUUUACCCCCUCAUCCGUCUGGCCUGCAGCCACCAGGAAUCCCUCCGGUCACCGGCUCUGGCUCGGGCCUGCUGGCUCUGGGAGCUCUGGGAAGUCAGCCACACCUGCCUGUGAAAGAUGAAAAAAACCACCACGACCUGGAGCACCGAGAGAGCACAAACAACUCCAUCUCUCCAUCAGACAGCCUGCGCACAACCAGUGAGAAACACCGCGGCUCAUCUGAUUACAGCCUGGACUCCAAGAAACGCAAAGUGGAGGACAAGGACAGCAUGAGCCGAUAUGACAGUGACGGAGACAAAAGCGACGAUCUGGUGGUUGAUGUUUCCAAUGAGGACCCUGCCACACCCAGAGGCAGUCCCGCCCACUCCCCACCUGAGAAUGGCAUAGAUAAGCCACGCCCUCCUAAGAAGGACACACCCAACAGCCCUGCCUCUGUGGCCUCCUCCGGCAGCACCCCCUCCUCUAAAAAUAAGGAGCACGGUCAUAACGACAAAUCCUCCACGCCUGGACUCAAGUCCAACACCCCCACACCUCGUAACGACGCCCCCACCCCAGGUACCAGCACCACCCCUGGGCUGCGGCCCAUCCUGGGCAAGCCUCCGAUGGAAGCUUUAGCCGCCCCUGCUCUGCGCACCCCCCUCUCAUACCCAUCUCCCUUUGCCAUGAUGGGCCACCACGAGAUGAAUGGCUCUCUGACCAGCCCUGGAGUCUACGCAGGUCUUCACAUCUCUCCUCAGAUGAGCGUGGCAGCCGCAGCCGCCUACGGGCGCACGCCUAUGGCGGGUUUCGAACAUCCUCAUAUGAGAGCCCCGGGCCUCCCUCCCAGCCUCACCUCAAUCUCCGGAGGGAAACCGGCCUACUCUUUUCACGUCAGCGCUGAUGGACAGAUGCAGCCCGUGCCCUUCCCUCCAGACGCUCUGAUUGGUCCAGGGAUCCCCCGUCACGCUCGUCAGAUUAACACCCUCAGUCAUGGGGAGGUUGUGUGUGCCGUCACUAUCAGUAAUCCCACUCGCCACGUCUACACCGGAGGCAAGGGCUGCGUUAAGAUCUGGGACAUCAGUCAGCCUGGAAGUAAAAGUCCAGUGUCUCAGCUAGACUGUCUGAACAGGGAUAACUACAUCCGCUCCUGUAAGCUGUUGCCCGACGGCCGCACUCUUAUUGUUGGAGGGGAGGCCAGCACUCUGACCAUCUGGGAUCUUGCCUCCCAGACACCCCGCAUCAAAGCCGAACUGACCUCCUCGGCGCCGGCCUGCUACGCACUUGCCAUUAGCCCCGACGCUAAGGUGUGUUUCUCCUGCUGCAGUGAUGGAAACAUUGCCGUCUGGGACCUUCACAACCAAACCCUUGUCAGGCAGUUCCAGGGCCACACAGAUGGUGCCAGCUGCAUUGACAUCUCUCAUGAUGGCACCAAGCUGUGGACAGGUGGUCUUGACAACACAGUUCGUUCCUGGGACCUCCGAGAGGGACGGCAACUCCAACAGCACGACUUCACAUCUCAGAUAUUCUCCCUGGGCUACUGUCCUACGGGCGAGUGGCUGGCUGUUGGCAUGGAAAGCAGCAAUGUGGAGGUGCUCCACCACACCAAGCCUGACAAGUACCAGCUGCACCUUCACGAAAGCUGUGUUCUGUCUCUCAAGUUUGCUUAUUGUGGUAAAUGGUUCGUGAGCACUGGGAAGGACAAUCUGUUGAAUGCAUGGAGGACUCCCUACGGCGCCAGCAUAUUCCAGUCAAAGGAAUCAUCCUCGGUUCUGAGCUGUGACAUCUCGGCAGAUGACAAGUACAUUGUAACAGGCUCUGGAGACAAGAAGGCCACGGUGUAUGAAGUGAUCUACUAGACUGAGGUAACAGGCUGGUGCGGCUCAGGCCUCUGGAGGAGGGACGAGAGACUAGACAACUUCUCACUCCACUGAUUCUCCUAUUCAAACAGACAAGAACAGUCUCCGUCUGUCUGACUGCCUGUCUCGCACUCACUGACUAUAUGACUCACCAAUGCCCUGAUCGAGUGGGGGAUGGGGUGAUCUGUGCUGCGAUACCGGAACUUGGACCCAAACGUGCAGCCCUACAAGACCUCCCACAAUGCACCACCACCACCACCAACAGCACACUCAGCCUGGUUCAUAUGGCACUAGAGAUGUUUCCUUUGCUGUUUUUCUUCAAUCUUUGUUUGUUGGAUUGUUUAAUUUUUGUUCCUCACUGCGCUGUGAGGAUGUUCCAUAAUGCAUCGUGAAGCAGCGCUUCGUUCUGAAACUUCAUCUGUGUGGAGGCUUUGUGAAAAGUGUACAUAAUGGAGUAUUAAAAUGCCUUUUAUAGAUUUAUAUUUUGGUGUCCAGUUACACUUGUGAUGGUUAUCAUUUUCUCUCUCUCGUUCUCUCCUCGAUGCUCAGUUUCCCCUUUGAGGUUUUGAAAUUAGAUUAAGACCUUUUUUUCGAUGGAUAUUCUGUUCCGUUUUUUUUCCCCCUUUUGAGAAGUUCAUUUUCCAGGCUGACCUUUUAUGGAAAUCUAAUUUGCGUUUUCUCCCUCCCUCCUGAAAAACAAUUUUGAGCUAAAUCGCAUUACAGAGGCGUUUUUGUAAAAUGUCCUGUGGAUUUUUUUCGAGUGGCUUAAAGCCCAUGCGAGGCACCUGAGACUGCAAUCGAGGCCUUGCAGGAAGGGCAGUUCAUUUCUCAAACAAACUCGUCGAGCAUUUAUAACUGACUGUCUGAUUGGCUUCAGAGAAAGAGACCCUGACUCCUCCAAGCAGAAGAAUCCCUCAUCGUGCGAAUUGUUCUGGAUUUUAAGAUUGUAUUUACCAAUUUGUAGAGGACUACUCUCAAACCUGUGACUUCAUCGUGCUGUUGUUAUGAUCAGGACAUAACAUCUUGUCUCGUAGUGGAAGACCUGGAUUUUGGAUAAAUUGGUUGUUUUCCCCAACAACCCCCCCCCCCCUUUCUAAUUCCCAGUGAUGUACAAUGUGGUUUGUGUGGAUAGUGUUUCAUAUACAGGAAGCACAGAGUAAAGAAAAAGUGUCUGCAGAUGAGCCAAACGGACCAUAACACUAUCCUAACACACAGGCAUUGGCCUAUAGUCCAUCUUGUUUAUAGCAUCACACUGUUAGUAUCCCCCCCAAAAUAAAGAGCAAACGACUGGUAGAUACGGACACAUCAAACACACACCAAAGUAUGUAGCAAACUGUGUUGUCACUGAAGAUAUGUACAGUUGUUGAUAAUUCAAUAAACUGUUUUUGUAUAAA